AUGUCAGCGAUCGUUUCUGCCCUCACUCAGUGUGAGUUGGAGGAGAACAAUAACUUGGUGGAGAUUCUUUCGUUGGUGAGGUCUUCACGGAAAUCUGAAGUUGAUGCCAAAUUGGCUUCCGUGGUUCGUGGCUUGUGUACGAAGAACCUGGCGCUUCUAGCGUUGCUUCGUCAGUGUGAUCUGGAUAUGGCCAAUGACGAGAAGGACGUGUUUAAGUCUUUGGUCAAUGACUUUAUCGUGUGGUUUGAAGAUGCCUUUGUCGUGUUUGAGAGGUACUUAUCGUGUUUCCCUUUGCCUGAGGAUUACGAUUACUCCAAGUUCUCUAAACCAGUGCUCCAUGUGGGCUGCUACUCGGCUUUCAUCGACCUGGCCAUCUCCAGUUUGCGCAAUCCGUUCAUUGUGGAGAGAUUGACCGCUUUCCGUUGCCAGAUCACGUCUUUGCUCGACCGUUAUUCUGACCACUUGAAGCUCCGCAACUUGAAUAAAAUUUCGUUUGAUAACGUUCAAGGUUUUGGCGGCAACAAGGUUUCUUGUUCAUUCACUUUAGACGAAAUCAUCGAUAGAACGAAAAACGAGCCAUUGUUUGUCAACUCGGCUCAGGUUGAAUUGCUUCUUUUGAACCUUAGAAGCAGCACCGGUGCUCCUCGCUCUCCAGGCUCUAAUUUCAAUGCUUUGGCUGUGCUUCAGCGUCACGGCGACGACGACCCUCGCUCCUUAAUGUUCCCACCUUUCCGUAUCAACGAAGUUGCCAUUGAAUUCGCCGAAGAGGGUCUUACACUUCAGGCUAUUUCUUUCUUUUCAAAGGCUCCUCAAGAUACAAUCACGAUAUCGGGCUCUCCCGAGACUUUAACGACUUGGAACUCUAAAAUCUGCAAGAUCUUCCCUCAAAUUAAUAACAAGUUGAAGCCAAGCAGCAAGUUAGAGCUCGCUGGCUUGGGUAUUUCUUGCCUGAGUUCUGAUGACGAUUCUGCCAGUUCUCCAGAUAACGGAAGCCAGUCUUCGUUCACGUCACCUACUGAAAGCUUGACUGAUGAUCAGGAAUCAAGAACUCGCAGACCUUCUACAGAGAUUAUGAAAAAGACCCUUGGAAGUGGUCAAACUUCUACUGGAAAGGUUAUCAAGACUAUGAACUUGGUGGAGAAUGAGGUUGCGCCUAGCUCCGCUAAGGCUGAAUACUGCUUCGCUGAUGAUAUGGAAUCUGUCAUCAGUAGUGACGACGAUGAGGCCCUUGAAGCUUCUUUUGAAAUGGUUAAACCAAAGUCCAAGACCGUGUCACCACCUAAGGCGGAUGUUUAUAGAAACGCAGCUGGUUCUGCUAUCAACAUCCACGAAUUUGGCAAAAACUAUAACCCAUCGUUCUGCUCCGUCAACGAAGUCACUACUGAGAAGAAACCAAAGAAGAAUUUCCUUUCCACGUUGUUCAAGAAGAAUAAGUCGAAGGAGUCUUUGGCAGAAACCAAGCCUGUCGUGCUGGCCAAUACCCAACCUAAAUCAGCUCAGCCAAAGCAGCAUAAACCAAAGCAACAAAAGAGCUCUCAACCGGAAGGUUCCUCAAAGAAAGCGUCCAGCUCUACAAAGGAGAGACAGCCUAAGCUGGCUGAUCGUUCCAAGAAAGCACCAACACCUCCUUCUAAGGAAAAGACCAAGCAAGCACCAAAAGCCAAGAUGGCUCCACCACCACCUCUUGACUUGACUGGAAUUUCUAAUGUCCCAGAUUCAUCUGCUCCACUGAGUGCUACGUCAAGUACGUUCAACAGAACUUUGCCUUCUCCAUUUGCAUUGCCAUCGUCUACUUCCAGUUAUUUCUUCAAGCCUCCAACGCCUGCUUCUACAAACAACAACGACUCGGUGACCAGCUUGGCAUCUAAUUCUUCCGAACAACCAUUGAGCAUUCCCGAAUCGUUGAAGGAUAUCAUCAACUCAGAGAGUACUGUUGAUUUCUACAUGUCUCCAACCUCACCUAAGGCCUUGAAGGUCUCAAAGUGGAAGAGGAAGUAUGCUAAAUGGGAGAUGCUUACUACCAACGACAAUCUUUUCGUGAAGAUUGUGACCAACUAUGACUUGCAUAAGUCGUGGUUGCUUACCUUUAAGGAGGAGUACGACGAGGAGUAUGGCGAGAUCAUUGACAAGCCGCUUCUUAUUUUGAACUUGGACCAGAACACCCAGGUUAGAAAGUCUUCUGCUUUGGACUUGGAGAUCAACGCAGUUAAUUCUAUCAACGAGGAGAAGAUCCUUAUUAUAAUGCGCUGUUUCAAUGGCAACUUGAUGAACAAUCUUACGAAGAAUUUGGAUGAUAUGUUGGAUGUCAUGCAAAGCAAGUCUCCAAACAAGAACCCAUCGUCGUCCGAGUCAAACACGACGUUGAUGUCGUCGCUCAUGAGCAAGCCAAGUCUUUCUUCUACACUCCCAAGUCUCCAUCUUGAAGAUUCCAGAGAAAACAGCUUGAGUCCUACAGCACCUCUGGAGCCCCAGCAGCAGGAGACCACGUCUAACAUGCUUUUGCUCGAUAGAAUGACCGUGAGACUCCACAAGCAGUUGGAAUCGUACGAGAAGAUCCAUGAAGUGUCGUCGUGGAAGACUAUCGCCAUGUACACGUUGAGCGUGUGCCAUUCGGCUGGUAGCGUCGACAAUGGCAUGUACCAUUUGAUCAUGGAGAACCAGGGUGGUGCAAAUGCCGAGCAGAGUGAAAUCUCCUGGACGUUUGACGAGUCGAACAUCCGUGACCGUAUGGAGAAGAUCGGUAAGGCCGGUUUGUUGGUGAGACCAGGUCUGGAUAUCUACAUGAUCGAGUGCAAGUGUAAGAAGGAGCUUCGCAGACUCCAAGGACUUUUCUAA
Messenger RNA from Candidozyma haemuli, 2835 nucleotides. RefSeq lists its product as uncharacterized. Bases 1 to 2835 code for a protein of 944 amino acids. The record is from RefSeq and is a predicted model, not a curated record. The transcript has a single exon. NCBI's taxonomy places the organism in Eukaryota, Fungi, Ascomycota, Pichiomycetes, Serinales, Metschnikowiaceae.